AUGUCGUUUUAUAGGCGCCUAUUUCGCAUCGUCUCCGCGACUCUCUUUUCCUUCCUUUCCAUUAUUCUCCUAGCCUUGACAAUCCUUUCCCCUGCGGACAUAAUCUAUCAGUCCCGUCGAAGCAACAGUCUAGGCAACAUCUUUGCCGUCAGUAUAGUGUAUUUACUUACUCUAUCAUUUUCCUUCGUGAUAUAUGCUGGCCGCUUGUUCACAAACCGCGGCGUUUUUGCGGCAAUUCCAAAGCCAUGGAUCCCCGUCGAGAAAGCAGACGUACCAGCGACUGUCAGAAGGCUCGUUGUUGAAGGCUUCCUCCGGAGCUCUGUCAUUGCCCAACAGGCCCGGCCAAGGGAUAUUACCCAGGACGAUACCUCUCAUCUUGACCAGUCCCUUCUGAUUCCAAGAGAUCAAGAUCCUCCUUGGGGCUCGAUUUCACAUGCGGGCUGGACGGCACCGCAUUGUCAAGAUCUUCCAAACCAGGAGUUUGAAGUAGUCAUCAAAGAACUUCCCCAUUUGAUAGAGGCGAAAGCUGUAUCUCUAGCUCCUAUGGACCCCAGGCCAGCCUCGCGACUGGAUCAUCAAGCUUCUAAUAACUUUCAGGAGAAUGAGAGAGGUCAAGAGGAGGUCCCAGAUAAACGUGUUGUCGAGGUAUUGCAGAGGCCAUCAAAUAUGUGCCUUCGUGACUACUUGAACCACCUCAACCGCCUUAAUCUGAUCGACCCACCGCACCUAAUCCGGGAUUUUCUUCGGUUGUACGAGUGUUCGCGGUUCUCGGCGCGGCCGCUAGAGGAAAACGAAUUUCGUGAAAUGAUAGGACUCUUCGCUGAAAUUUUACGGAGCAUGAAAGGAAUUGAUCCGUCCAUUAUUUUGGAAAUACAGUCAACGGACUCGUCUGACCGCGGGGGAGAACAGGGGACUUCGACCAUCUCGCUCGUGGUAUUCUUCAAUUUACUCGGCUUCUGA
Molecule: messenger RNA, 960 nt
Organism: Trichophyton verrucosum HKI 0517
Lineage: Eukaryota; Fungi; Ascomycota; Eurotiomycetes; Onygenales; Arthrodermataceae
Product: thermotolerance membrane protein Dlt1, putative
Exons: 2
Coding region: 1-960 (319 amino acids)
Source: RefSeq, a predicted model, not a curated record